GGCGACCUGCGGCCGGGGCCCGGAGCUGGGUCCCUCCUCCUCAUGCGGUGGUUGUUACUCUAGCUGCGGGGCCCUCGCGAGGGUGAUGGAUUUUGAGAAUCUUUUCUCCAAACCCCCCAACCCGGCCCUGGGUAAAAAACCGACCACGGACUUUGAUGAAAGAAUCGAUGAUGGAAUAGAUGAUGCAGAAGUUGAAGAAACACAAGAAGAGAAAAGAAAAAUACAAGAAGAGAAAAUAAAAUGGGAAGUAAAACUGGAAUGUGAGCAAAUACCCAAAAAAUUUAGGCACUUUGGGAACUCCACAACAUCCCCGAAGAAUUUGCAGUAUAGAAAAUCAAGAAGUAAGGACUAUGAUGUGUAUAGUGAUAAUGAUACCUGCAGUCAGGAAUCAGAAGAUAAUUUUGCUAAAGAGCUUCAGCAGUAUAUACAAGCUAAAGAAAUGGCAAAUGCUGCUCAAUCCUUACCAUUUCCUGAAGAAUCAAUGAAGAAAGAGGGAGCGAAGGAUACCCAGAAAGCUGUUAAACAAAAAAAUAAAAACCCUAAAGCUGUCCAGAAAAAUGGUAAGCAGAAGAAAAUGAAGCGAAAACGGGCUGGCACGGGCCAGAAAGGAUCGAACGCUUCCUUGCAGAACAGAAGCUCACAAGAACAGGAUGAUAAACCUAAGGAGAAGCAGCCGCGUGUGAGAAUGAGUCAGGGAUUCAUCAACCAACAUACAGUGGAACGCAAGGGGAAACAAAUUUGUAAAUAUUUUCUUGAAAGGAAAUGUAUUAAGGGAGACCAGUGUAAAUUUGAUCAUGAUGCCGAGAUAGAGAAGAAAAAGGAAAUGUGUAAAUUUUAUGUACAAGGAUACUGUACCAGAGGUGAAAACUGCCUAUAUUUGCAUAAUGAAUAUCCUUGCAAGUUUUACCAUACAGGAACAAAGUGUUAUCAGGGUGAAUAUUGCAAAUUUUCACAUUCUCCACUGACUCCUGAAACACAAGAAUUGUUGGCCAAAGCUUUGGAUACGGAAAAGAAGUCAUCAUGAAAAUAAAAGGCAUAAAAAAGUUUUGUAUAGAUGAAGAAUACUUAUGCCUACACCCGUUCAAGACUGUUGAUUUGGAGUGGUUUACAAGAGUCCUCAUUUAAAGCGCCCUCUUGUGUCGGUAUGAUGUUGUGCAUCUUCUUUAAUGGACGGUGUGGAGGGGACAGAAUCUAGUGUAUGAGUGAGGGAAUUACCUUCACCAAGAUACUCCAGCCCGUGGAACAAGAGGGGAGCAUAUAUGGCAGAGAUGCUGGCUGGUAGGUCAACUUUGUGAUACUGAAUUGCAGAAGUCUUUUGAUUGAGUUUUGUCAAUAAAAUAGAAAGAAAGGUUAACCUGAGUGAGGAUGGAUGAAGAGAUAGAGGAGAACGAAGAGAGAAAACUGUUAAGUUUCUCUAAGAAGACACUGGGAUAAUAGGUAGAUGAUGACUAUAGUUAGAUCUUUUCAUGUCAUUAAAUACAUUUGCAACAUAUUUUUAAUGGUUGCUCAUAAUUUUGUUUUAUGGCUUAAAUUACGGUUUUGUGAUUUUUUUUUUAAAACCACUUUCCUGUUUUUUCCAGUAUCUUACUAUUGUAAAUAAAAUGGAGCAAUGCCUCUUGCUAUGCCAUUCCUAUACUUGGAGUUCUUAACUUUUUUUUUUGUUAAGGCAUGAGAAUGGUUAUAUUUUUCGUUGGUUCAUAAACUGUAGUGAAAUCGUAUUGUACACUUGUGUAAAAUGUAAAUUUUAGAAGUGUGAUGAUAUGUUUAACAUGAUAGUCAAAAGCAAAAUUCUCCAAGCACAAAUCAUGAGAUCCUAAAUAUGCACUUUUAUAUAGUGGUACUGAUUAUUAUUAGAAAAAUACUGGAAAACUGAAACUGUCAUCAUCAUAUUGUUUUAUUGGUGGGAAGACUAAUAGCAUCACUGACUUGCUGUAUACAGAGUAUACCAAAGGUAGCAAAUUUUUAGCAAAGUUCUGUUUGAAAAUAUGAGUCAGUUACUUUGCUUGUAACGUAAUCCUGCUAAAGCAGGAAAGAGAAUUGUGGGUGUUAGGGUCCAUGAUCAAAGGAACGAGACUGAUACAAAGCGAAGGUCAAGCAAAACUUGGA
Neogale vison (American mink) is the source of this 2106-nucleotide messenger RNA. RefSeq names its product zinc finger CCCH-type containing 8 (gene ZC3H8). Gene Ontology annotation, molecular function: RNA binding; metal ion binding. Lineage: Eukaryota; Metazoa; Chordata; Mammalia; Carnivora; Mustelidae. The coding region runs from base 86 to 1024 and encodes 312 amino acids. The record is from RefSeq and is a predicted model, not a curated record. Gene Ontology annotation, biological process: negative regulation of DNA-templated transcription. The transcript is spliced from 9 exons. Gene Ontology annotation, cellular component: nucleus.